GCUGUGAUUGGGUGGAGGGCGGCGAUUCCUUCUGUCACGAUUUGGGUUGCUCCCACCGGAGGAUACCGACCGACUGAGUCCAGCCUUUACCGAGGUGCUCAUCAGAGGAGACGGUGCCCACCAGGAGGAGAGGGGUUCAUCUCAGAAGGCUGGACUGACAGCUCGUUAUUUGUCUGCCUGCGUCGGCGAGGAGGUGAGGAGAGAGGGGAUAUCAUCAGUGCUGGAGCGACCAGUCGCCUUUCUUCUGUCAAGGCUGCGGUAAAAGUCGUUCACGAUGCCGGUGUUUCACACCAAGACCAUCGAGAGUAUCCUGGAGCCGGUGGCCCAGCAGAUCUCCCACCUGGUCAUUAUGCACGAGGAGGGGGAGGUGGACGGUAAAGCCAUCCCGGAUCUGACAGUGCCGGUUGCCGCCGUGCAGGCGGCAGUCAGCAACCUUGUGCGGGUGGGUAAGGAAACAGUUCAAACCACAGAGGACCAGCUGAUGAAGAGAGACAUGCCUCCUGCUUUUAUAAAGGUGGAGAACUCAUGCUCAAAGCUUGUCCAGGCGGCUCAGAUGCUUAAGGCCGAUCCGUACUCUGUUCCUGCACGGGAUUACUUGAUUGAUGGAUCCAGAGGAAUACUGUCUGGAACCUCCGACCUGCUCCUCACCUUCGAUGAGGCAGAGGUGCGUAAGAUAAUCCGUGUUUGUAAAGGAAUCCUAGAGUAUUUGACAGUAGCUGAAGUGGUGGAGACCAUGGAGGACCUCAUCACAUACACCAAAAAUCUUGGGCCAGGGAUGACCAAAAUGUCAAAGAUGAUUGAGGAGAGGCAGCAGGAGCUGACACACCAAGAACACAGACAGAUGCUCAUCAGCUCCAUGAACACUAUCAAAGAGCUGCUGCCCGUUCUUAUCUCAGCUAUAAAGAUUUUUGUGGCAACCAAGAGCAGUCGAGGUGCUGGUGUGGAGGAGGCAGAGAGGAACAGAAGGUUUACCUUUGAAAAGAUGAGCGCCGAAAUCAAUGAGAUCAUAAGAGUCUUACAGCUCACCACAUGGGAUGAAGACGCCUGGGCCAAUAAGAAGGACAUGGAGGCUUUGAAGAGGUCUCUGGCUUUGAUUGAGUCAAAGAUGGUACAGGCUAAAAGCUGGCUCAAAGACCCUCAUGGACAGCCAGGAGACCCUGGUGAGGUGGCACUUCGUGUGAUACUGGAUGAAGCCGGGAAAGUGGGAGAGUUGUGUGCUGGGAAAGAGAGGAAAGACAUACUGGCAACCACUAAGGCUCUGGGACAAAUGACUGACCAAGUUGCAGAUCUGCGAGCCAGAGGCCAGGGUCCAACCCCAGGGUGUGUGCAGCGUGCAGGCCAGUGUUCUCAGGGCUUAGAUUUAUUAUUUGGCAAAGUGGAUAGUGCUGCACACAGACUAGAGGCUUUAAUCAACGCCAAGCAGGCCAUUUCCAGGAGGUUGGAUGCUGCACAGGCAUGGCUGGCUGAUCCUAAUGGUGGUCCUGAGGGGGAGGAGAACAUCAGAGCACUACUUGCAGAGGCCAAACGCAUCGCCGAUCUAUGUGAAGACCCCAAAGAAAGAGAUGACAUCCUGCGCUCCAUAAGCGAGAUUGCAGGACUCACUGCCCGGCUCGUGGAGUUACGCAAACAAGGUAAAGGUGACACUCCAGAAGCCCGUGCAUUGGCUAAGCAGGUUGGGGCUGCACUGCUGACAUUGCAGUCCAAAACCAACCGAGCCGUGGCCAACAUGAGACCAGCCAAGCCUGCUGUCACUUUGGAGGGAAAGAUGGAGCAGGCUCUCCGCUGGGUGAACAACCCCGGGGUGGACGACAGAGGAGUAGAGUGUGAGAUGAUACAGUGGAACACAGGUCAGGCAGCAAUCAGGGGGAUGGUUGGUGAAGGGAAGAGGCUGGCAGGAGGCCUGUUGGGCCCGUAUCGACAGGACAUGAUUGGGCGAUGUGACCGAACAGAAGCACUGAUGACAUCUUUGGCAGACAUGGCUGGCAAGGGCGAGGCUGAGAAUCCUCAUGCAAGGGCUACAGCUGCACAACUACAGGACACCCUCAAGGACUUGAGGCAACAUAUGCAGGAGGUGAUGACCCAGGAGGUAUCAGAUGUUUUCAGUGAUACCACCACCCCAAUCAAGCUGCUGGCUGUGGCUGCAACUGCUCCACCUGAUGCCCCCAACAGAGAGGAGGUUUUUGAAGAGCGUGCAGGGAACUUUGAGACCCACGCAGGUCGUUUGGGAGCAACUGCAGAGAAGGCUGCUGCCGUGGGAACAGCCAAUAAAAGUACAGUAGAGGGCAUACAUGCUGCUGUGAAACACGCCAGGGAACUCACACCACAGGUGACCUCUGCUGCUCGGAUUUUGCUGAAGAAUCCAGGUAACAAAGCAGCAUAUGAGCACUUCGACACAAUGAAGAACCAGUGGAUUGACAAUGUUGAGAGACUCACUGGUCUGGUGGAUGAAGCCAUCGAUACCAAGUCUCUGUUAGAUGCUUCUGAGGAAGCUAUAAAGAAAGACAUCGACAAGUGCCGAGUUGCCAUGGCAAAUGUUCAGCCCCAAAUGCUUGUUGCUGGGGCAACAAGCAUAGCAAGACGAGCUAAUCGGGUCUUGUUGGUGGCAAAGAGGGAAGUUGAGAAUUCUGAAGAUCCACGUUUCAGAGACACUGUGAAACAUGCCUCAGACAUCCUCUCACACACGAUCUCACCCAUGGUGAUGGACGCCAAGGCAGUGGCUGGCAACAUACAAGAUAAAGCUCUACAGAAAGCAUAUUUGGACUCAUGUCUGAGGAUCCUGGCUGCAGUGGGAAAAGUUAGAGAAGCCUUCCAGCCUCAGGAGCCGGACUUCCCUCCUCCACCUCCUGAUUUGGACCAGCUGCAUGUUAGUGAUGAUCAGGCUCCACCCAAGCCCCCAUUGCCAGAGGGUGAGGUGCCUCCGCCUCGGCCCCCUCCUCCAGAAGAAAAGGAUGAGGAGUUCCCGGAGCAGAAAGCUGGUGAGGUGCUCAGUGAACCCAUGAUGGUGGCAGCCAGGCAGCUGCAUGAUGAGGCACGCAAGUGGUCAAGCAAGCCUGAGGAUGAGGAGGCAGUAGAGGAGAGGGAGGUAGAUGAUGAAGAUGAGUUUACUGAUGGUGAGGAUGACUAUGAGCCAGAACUACUGAUGAUGCCAUCCAACCAGCCUGUCAAUCAACCCAUUCUGGCAGCUGCCCAGUCUCUCCACCAGGAGGCGCGCAAGUGGUCCAGCAAGGGUAACGACAUCAUAGCAGCAGCCAAGCGGAUGGCCCUCCUGAUGGCAGAGAUGUCUCGGCUGGUGCGUGGUGGAAGUGGGAACAAACGAGCGCUGAUUCAGUGUGCUAAGGACAUUGCCAAGGCUUCGGAUGAGGUGACAAGACUGGCAAAGGAAGUGGCCAAGCAGUGUACUGACAGACGCAUCAGAACUAAUCUGUUGCAGGUCUGUGAACGAAUUCCUACCAUCAGCACUCAGCUGAAGAUCCUGUCUACUGUCAAAGCCACCAUGCUGGGACGAACAAACAUUAGUGAAGAGGAGUCAGAGCAGGCCACAGAGAUGUUGGUCCAUAAUGCCCAAAAUCUGAUGCAGUCUGUGAAGGAGACUGUCAGAGAAGCAGAAGCUGCCUCCAUCAAGAUCCGCACUGAUGCAGGAUUCACCCUCCGCUGGGUGCGGAAGACCCCCUGGUACCAAUGAACAUACUUGGACAGUGACACCAGUAACACCCUUAGCCUGGCAUCAGUAGCACAAACCUCGAUUUAAAGUAGCAACACAUGCUCUCAGGAUGAGAGAGCCCUUCAAACGUAAACUGCAGGAUUUUGAGCCAUUUUCCACUGUAGUCUGGGUAUGAAUAUCAGGAAGUAUAAACUUGAUAUCAUGCAGGUUUUAUUUAUUGGAGUGAGUUCAGCUUUGCUCUCCUUUACCUGCAACUGUAGAAUCACGCAGGGUUAUCUGAGACAGUUUCUUAAUAUAUAUUUUUGGUAUGUUGUGUUACAAGACUUUAUCUAAAUCCCAGGUAUAUAUUUUUUGCAUGAAAUUUUUUCUAUUUUCUGAAUACAAAUUCUGACAUUAAGAUACUUAAUUGUGAGAGAAUGUUUACUUUGCAUUGCUUUUUUCAGUAAGAGUUUCUUAUUGUCCGCUGUAUAUACAGUUAUUUGAUUUCUUGAUAAUACUCAGCUUUGUUCACUGAGUUUGACAGUAAAGUGUGGAGUUAUAUCUGAGCUGAUGAGCUCUCCUCCCUUCAUGUUUACUUAUAGUAAUAACUAACUGAAGCUCUAUGAAUUCAAAGGUGAUACAUCAUAGAAGUCAUUGGUGAGGUUUAUACUUGAAUAGGUAGAAGGUUUUCUGGAUACACAAGGUAGAGGUGAUAAAAACGAAUGGUUGUCAGUCAUAGUUGGAUAAAGAAAAUGAUAAACGUUUUGAUAUGAAUGAUAGUAAAGUUAAUCCAACAUGUUUCUGAUGUUUCUUAAUGCCAAAGGAUUUGUCUUACCUUACUGUUAGCUUAUUACGUCCUCUUAACACUGAAAAUCCAGGUUAUUACAAGUAAGAAUGCAGACCACUUUCUUUAGAGACUCUAAUAAUUUCUGAGGUCUGUUAUUUUCUAGAACAAAAAAGAUUUAUGAAUUCUUUUUCUUUGCUUAGCAUUAUUUAAUCUUCUUGUAGUGCUUUGUGUCAGCACUCUCUGUAACAGUUGACCUGUUUGGGAUUUUUUAGAGAUUUUUGACUGCCUUCCAACACUCGGUUUCCCUGUUUUUAGAGGUUUUUUUCUCAGCAGCAUCGUAUUCUGAUUCUUUUUUCUUUUUUUUUUAAGAUGACCCCGGUGGUUUGAAAUAAUUUCUAUUCAAUAGCGGGCAUUUAUGCCAGCUUAGUGAUUUUUUUUUUUUUUUUUUUUUUACGGGGGUGAGGGUUUAAACCAAACAUUGUACGGAGUGUUAGUCUGAGAUUUAAGAGAAAAAAAAUCUGAUGUCAUGUACGUAAAACCAGAUCAGUGAAUGCAUAUUUUCAUUCCUAUUACAGUAAUUUUUUUUAAAAAAAACAAUGGCUGAGUAAAUCUAACUGUUGAAUUGAGACUUUCUGUGUCUGUGUGUAGUCUCUUCACUUAAACAGUAUUAGCGAGCUGUCCCUGUGAUGUUAGGGACGGAGCUCUGAAUAGCAGCACAGAAUGUUACCUUUAUUUUUAAGUUUUAUUUGGGCCUGCUGAGCAUGUAGUCGUCACUGGCCCUUCACAGAGAGCAACAGGGUGUAGAGCUGUGUGUACUUGAUGUGUUCAUUCACACCCUGAAUGUAUUCUGAUAGCCUCUAGCCCCGCAAACACAUCUGCUGUGCCUUGGAAGAAUAAAUGACUAUAAUGA
Molecule: messenger RNA, 5337 nt
Organism: Melanotaenia boesemani (Boeseman's rainbowfish)
Lineage: Eukaryota; Metazoa; Chordata; Actinopteri; Atheriniformes; Melanotaeniidae
Product: vinculin-like
Exons: 24
Coding region: 275-3682 (1135 amino acids)
Biological process (GO): cell adhesion
Cellular component (GO): actin cytoskeleton
Molecular function (GO): structural molecule activity; actin filament binding
Source: RefSeq, a predicted model, not a curated record